AUUAGAGCUAUCCCGAAGUGUUGUAUACACCUCGGCUACUACCUAGGUACAUCGAGAGACCUCAUAUACAAACCAGUGAAAUGACUGGUCCGUCCAUCGCACAUACUUCCGGUAUCUACUCCGUAUACUCCGUAUACCUAGGUAUCUCUCUCUAGCUACUCUCCAAUAGCGGGUCAUGGUGCGAAUAUACCCCCACGGAGACGAAUAUAAAACGCUCCAAACGCCUCAGGUUGCAAAUAGUCAUUACGUUCAAUCAUUUUCUUUUCACUAAAAGACCUCAAGAUGUCUCACCUCCAGAAUUCAAAUCUCUUCGACAUCAAGGGCCUCGUUGCAGUCGUAACCGGAGGCGGAAGUGACACACCUAGUCUUGUUGUACCUAGUGUCAGAAAAUACCCUACCAGAUUCUAUAUAUAUCCACAAACGGGGCCUCCAAAGUCUUCAUCAUCGGCCGUCGUGAACAGCGGCACUCUGGGCCCUCUGGCCCGCAUACCAGGCGACAACAACAACAACAACAACAACAACAACAACAACAACCCCGACGGACCCAAGCCCAGUAUCUCAGCCGUGCGGGAUGCGCUGUGGUCCGUGCCCAUGGCGGACUUCUCGCGCGUCUUCGAAGUCAACGCAUCCGGAGCGUAUUACACGGUGAUUGCGUUUCUGACGCUGCUGGACGCAGCCAACAAGCGACGCGCGCGACCAGAGCACAAUCGUCUCGCGACCCCCGUGGCGCAGGUGGUGGUUGUUUCCUCCAUUGCGGGCUUCAUGAGGCGCGUCCCCCUGAGCUUUGCGUAUAGCCUGUCCAAGGCUGCCGCGAAUCAUCUGGUGAAGGUGCUGGCUACUGCUCUGGCUCCGUACCUGAUCCGGGUGAAUGGCAUUGCGCCGGGGCUAUUCUAUUCGGAGUUGUCGUCGAAUGACUUUUCCCCGGGGGAGUGCGCGGUCUCGGACGGGUCGUUCCCGCCGCAGCAGAUUCCCAUUACGCGGGCUGGUGGGGAGGAAGAUAUUGCGGGGUUGCUGCUUUGGAUGGCGGGGGCGUCUGGAGGGUAUCUCAAUGGGAAUAUUACGGUUCUUGAUGGGGGAAGACUGGGUGUAGCGCCGUCUGCUUAUUAG
This is a messenger RNA of Aspergillus ochraceoroseus IBT 24754, 1107 nucleotides long. RefSeq names its product SDR family NAD(P)-dependent oxidoreductase. The coding region runs from base 283 to 1107 and encodes 274 amino acids. The transcript has 3 exons. Lineage: Eukaryota; Fungi; Ascomycota; Eurotiomycetes; Eurotiales; Aspergillaceae. The record is from RefSeq and is a predicted model, not a curated record.